GAGUUGUGACAGUUGGAUGAGGAAAUAGUGCUGGUGAGCACAUGGGUGUGGUUAGCUAGCAGCUUCUCCAUCAGCCCCUCUCUGAAGUGACAUACAAAGAAAAACUCAAAGUGCAUGAUGAGGCUGAGGAUAAAUCUCUGGACUCGCAGGAUGGAUACUAAGAUUCAUUUGGCUUCAUUGAUCUUUUACCUAUUUAUUAUGUUGAAAGUGUCAAGGGCUCAGACUCCCACAGUUGUGUUGCAAACAAUGCCUGAGAACGUCGUGACCGAAGAAACUCCUCUGACUCUCACCGGUAGAGUCACCAGAGAUGCUAACUCUGCCCUGCAAACUCCCGCCCUGCACCCCACAAACCAACACAACGGCUCGACGCCACAAACCAAGACGUCAGCAGGUCCCAGUCAGCCGACGAAGAACGCAACACAACAAACGUCAGCGUCCAGUCCAGCAUCCACAGUGACAUCUUCUCCAUCUGGGACCACCGUCAAAAACGGGACCGUUCAGCCUAUUGCCUGGGAUCCGAAGUGGGACGAAGGUUUCACCUAUGAUUAUGAGUCCCUGCGAUACGUAGGCCUGGUCAUCGCUGCAGUGCUCUUCAUUGUCGGCAUAAUGGUCAUUGGCUGUGGAAAGGUCUGUCGGCUCCCCAAGUGUCACAAGAGGUCAGCAAAAUCGUAUCGUGUGGCCCAAGGAUGAGGAGAGAAAAGCCUGUGCACAAUGUCAGGAGCGAAAACGCACAAGGGAAACCAACUGGAAUCCUUUACAAGAAGAAGAAACACUCAGCCAACACCUGGCAGCAUGUGUCUACAUGUCGAGUGACACACGGCAUGUUGCUUGGUAACCAUGUCAUAGAAAAGAGAAAAAAAAAAGCCAUAAACAUGGAAAAUGUGAUUCAUGCUGACAAGUGAAAUAAGUGGAACCA
This is a messenger RNA of Salarias fasciatus (jewelled blenny), 916 nucleotides long. RefSeq names its product FXYD domain containing ion transport regulator 5 (gene fxyd5). Gene Ontology annotation, molecular function: sodium channel regulator activity. Lineage: Eukaryota; Metazoa; Chordata; Actinopteri; Blenniiformes; Blenniidae. The transcript is spliced from 10 exons. The coding region runs from base 115 to 690 and encodes 191 amino acids. Gene Ontology annotation, cellular component: membrane. Gene Ontology annotation, biological process: regulation of sodium ion transmembrane transporter activity. The record is from RefSeq and is a predicted model, not a curated record.